AUGGCAGCAGAGAGGGAGCGGAAAGAUGUCCAGAAGCGGAUCUCAUUUGGGUCAUGCCAAGAGAGGAAAAUGUUCCCUCUCCACCACGCCCCAGACAGGCUGGGAAUCCAGCUGACAACCAUCACGGGACACCCUUCACUUGGGCCAGGCUGUUACCUGAGUCCAGAGACAAACAGCCUCAGAUACUCUUUGGAAAACAAACCACUGAGCAAGAAAGGCUAUGUGCUAGGAGCGAGAACAGCGCAGCGUUUCAUACCAGAGCCACAGACCGUGACUCCCAGCCCAGCAAUGUACCAGUCAUCCUGGAAGAAAGAGAGAAAAUGCCAACCUGCCUAUGCUCCGUUUUCCAGUAAGACACCACGGUUUCCAGAUAAGCCUUCAGAUAAAGAAUUUUUCCCUGGACCUGGAACUUACAAAACAGACAAGCAAUUACACAAAAAAAUCACUUGGCCGAUGAAGUUUGGUUCUCCAGACUGGUCUUUAGCGCCGAAGCCAGCAAAGAGGAUGGUAAAAAUGGACGUGCAGAAGAUGACCACAGACAAGGAAUUCACCAAAAACCGGGACCGAGUGGCAUACCUGAGUUUAUACUACAGCUGA
This is a messenger RNA of Eurypyga helias (sunbittern), 597 nucleotides long. RefSeq names its product primary cilia formation (gene CIMAP3). Bases 1 to 597 code for a protein of 198 amino acids. The record is from RefSeq and is a predicted model, not a curated record. Gene Ontology annotation, molecular function: cytoskeletal protein binding. Gene Ontology annotation, biological process: regulation of cell projection organization. Lineage: Eukaryota; Metazoa; Chordata; Aves; Eurypygiformes; Eurypygidae. The transcript is spliced from 6 exons. Gene Ontology annotation, cellular component: ciliary basal body.